Messenger RNA from Cladocopium goreaui, 1512 nucleotides. The record is from the annotation of a GenBank genome assembly. NCBI's taxonomy places the organism in Eukaryota, Dinophyceae, Suessiales, Symbiodiniaceae.
AUGGCGUGGAGUACAAGGACUAUGUCAAGAGCUGUGGAUGGACUUCAAGGAGAACGCCGUGAAGAAGAAGAUCCAGGCCAAAGACAUGGACACGAUCAUGGCAGAGGGCAAGAACCAAAGCCGCUCUGGAGUGAAGAGGUGCGAGAGGAACACCUCCUAACCCAGGCGAGACCGAGAGGUCUACUAGAUGAGACACCAAGCGAGAACCUGUUGGACCUUGACUUGGACGAGGACGAGCUGAGGACGGCAGGCGAAAGUACACCGGACUUCAAGGAGUUCAGGCGAUGGGGUCCUACGGGAUUCCAGGCUGCAGUCACUACAGAGGGGUGCCAGCAUGGGACUACUUGGAGGAAUUUCAAGGACAUGCUGGACAAGAACGGGAUCUUGGACAAGUUCAAGGCUCUAAGGCGGAACAACUCGAUGGACUUCAAGCCCGCGAUGGACAAGUACGGGGUCUUGGACACGUUCAAGGCUCUAAGGUGGAACAACUCGAUGGGCGUCGAGCCCACGAUGGAAGAGAACGGGAUCUUGGACAAGUUCAAGGUUCUAAGGCGGAUCACCUUGAUGGACUUCAAGGCCGCGGUAGUCGAGCACGAGGUUCUGAACAAGUUCAAGGACCUGGACAAGAGCUACCUCCAGAAAAAGUUCAACCAAGUGGUAAAGCUGCAAAAGGAGAUUGAGGCUCUGAAGCAGCAGGGAACCCGUGGGCCUACUGAAGGAGUACGGCAACCUGAGAAGGAGCCACCAAUGUGGGACGACAACCCCAGGUGGGACAGCGGUGCCACCGGGAACUCCACCAAUGAUGCCGCGAGUACCGGAUCUUCUGUUUUUGGGAUUACCGCGGAACUUGGAGAAGACCUGAUGGAGGGUUUUGAGGGGGACGAGAUGGACAAAGGCAAUGUCAGGGACUCCAACAAGGUUGGGGAGAUUGUCAACAUGAUGUCCGGCGAGGAGGUGGACCACGUGAGCCAUUACCGGGACAAGAUCGACGGUGUGGACUUCAACGAGGUACAACCCCCAGGACAAGAGCACCGAACUCCAGUGGGACAAGCUCAUGGAGGAGGUGAAGUGUUUUGGACCCCAGAACCGCCCAUGCAGCCGAAAGAGGAGCGUGGCGAAGUGUGGGGUGACUGGAAUAUGAAAAGCCAAAAGGACCUGAACAAGGACAACCUGCGGGACCUCAUGGACGAGCAGCUGGAUUACCAGUUGGUCAUGGACGAGAAGAGCAAGGGGCUCCUCAUGGACAACAAGUGGGGAACCAAUGGAAGAGUGACAAUGAGCAGAAGUUGGCAUGGCUUGAGGAUGGAGGUCCACCUGCAAAUCUUGGCCAACAACUUCCACAACAAGCUGCAGUACCACUUCAAGAUGCCCGAGCCAAACGAGCCUGCAAGGGGCAAGUUGGGCGCUUGGGCAAAGGAUAAACAUACCAAUCUCGAGCAGGGCAACACCAAAGGCAGUGUUCAAGGUGGACCUCAGAAUAUGAGCACAAGGGACAAUUCGGUCUGGCAUUAG